This is a messenger RNA of Limulus polyphemus (Atlantic horseshoe crab), 441 nucleotides long. Its product is annotated as potassium voltage-gated channel subfamily KQT member 5-like. The transcript has 2 exons. Gene Ontology annotation, cellular component: membrane. Gene Ontology annotation, molecular function: voltage-gated potassium channel activity. Gene Ontology annotation, biological process: potassium ion transport. The record is from RefSeq and is a predicted model, not a curated record. NCBI's taxonomy places the organism in Eukaryota, Metazoa, Arthropoda, Merostomata, Xiphosura, Limulidae. Bases 22 to 441 code for a protein of 139 amino acids.
GUAGUUCUACAAGAAAUUACAAUGUCACCACAAAGACACAGAACCAUUGGGGAGUUAGCAGGUGAAUCUCGUGCUGGCUUUGUGGAGAGGUUAGAACUUGGAAGGUUAGACUGUGGAUCCACGAGCUCACAAUUUCAGAUAUCCCGUACUAACCUACUGGGUAAACCAAUCAAAUCCUUUAACCGAUCUCGAGACGUCCGAUACAGGAAGAAACAAACCAUGAUCUACAACUUUCUGGAGAGACCACAUGGGUUUAAACCAGUCCUUUAUCAUCUUAGCAUGUUCUUCAUGGUGUUCAUGUGUUUGAUGCUGAGUGUGUUCUCAACUAUUAGCGACUUUGAAAAAGUUGCCAGUGAAAUACUCUUUAGAAUGGUAAGUAUGAUGUAUUUAUUUCUGUUAUUUAUAUAUCGUUAUCAGCUUAUCCAUAUUUUCUCCAAAUGA